UUAUGAGCUUUUUUUAAUUUAUAAUAAUUUAUUUUUGAGUAUGUGUAAAAAUAUUAUUUUGCUUUUGAUUCAGAAUAUAUGAACUUGAACCCUAUCUACCAAUCUCAAAGACCAAAGAUCCAUAUUCUACGUUAAUUCCUGUAUCCGUAUUUCAAUUUGAUUAUGUAUUUUAAGGCCUCGUUUGCCUGUCAAGAUAAAAUUAAACAAUCUAAUGAAAUUCAGCUGUAUCAUUUGAUCUUAAAAGAUAAGGCGUGAUAAUAUAAUAUUAUUUUUUGUCAUUGGAUCUGAAAGAUAAGGCCUGAUAAUAUAAUAUUAUUUGUGCUCAUAUCUCCACCCAAACGAGGCACAAGGCAUAAGGAGACCUGCUUUUCAAAGUCUUUGGUCUCCUCUAUCACUCUAUAAUUUCAUUCCUGCAACUGUUCAAGCAUUGAAAGCUCCGUCCAUGUGUUCGAUAAAAUGCCCCUGAGACCUGAACACUGAACACAGAAAUCUUGCACUAAUCACCGUCUCUACUUUCCGCCGGAAUAUUCCAUCGCUUACAGUGCAACGACACUUGCAUAAAAAAAAUGGAUGAUCCGACCAAUAUAGCACGAUCGGCAGAUGUUGUAGGUUCCAUAGAUGAUCUAUUGAUCCAAAUCUUGUUACACUUACCUGUAAAAUCACUCAUGCGUUUCAAGCUAGUUUCCAAACACUGGAAAUUUCUAAUCACCAGCCGCCGUUUUUCCCUUCUCCGCUAUCCCGCCCCUAAUCCCGCCGUCGGAUUAAUUUAUCUUAGGCCCCAAUCUUCCCACUACGACUACAUCCACGUAGACACAAAAAAUCCAACCAAUCCCCCAUUCAAGAAACUCAGUUUUCCAGGAAACCCUUAUCCAUUCUGGAUUCAUCAUUCCUGUAAUGGAUUGCUUCUCUGCUGCAGCAACGCGAAUUUCGAUAUCAGGUGUUCUGCACGGAGUUCCAAGAAUCGUGCAUGGAUUGAACUUGGCUUACGAUCCUGCCGAGUCUCCCCUCUACAAAGUUGUCUGUGUUAGAGGCUCGGAGUUUGCUCGUGAGCUUUGUCAGAUCGAGAUAUACUCCUCUGUUUCGGGUGCGUGGAGAGUCUCCGGUGAACCCUUCACCGCCACCGCAGAUUUCAAUCACGGGGUGUACUGGAAUGGCUCGAUUCACUGGAUCAGCUACAAAACGAAAGAGAUUCUGUAUUUCGACGUUGAGAAAGAGAAGUUCGGAAAGGUGGGAUUACCUGCUUCUGCCACACUUGGUGAUGAUGUGAGGUAUCGCCAACAUAGAGAGGGGAGGUAUAUCAGUUAUUUCGGCGAGUCUUGUGGUCAUUUGCAUAUUAUUGGCAAUCAUCAAAGUUAUGCUGCGUUUGAUGUUUACGAGAUGAAGGUGGAUUAUUCGGGAUGGUUUGUUGUGUACCAUGCUGAUCUGACAGCUGUCGCUGCUGCUUUUGCUGACAUGUCUUAUUUGGUUCCGUUGAGUAACAGGAUUCACUAUAGUUUCACGGUAUUGUCUCUUGUUAGGAACGAUGACAAAGGUUCGUUCUUGAUUUUGCGGGUUCCUUGUACCACGGUACGAUUCAAUCUUGAUUGCAACACUUAUGAAGAGAUCUGUGAUGUUGGUGGGGUUGCUACGGUUAAUCAUCGGAUACCACUGGCUUUUGAUCACAUUGAAUCCCUUGCAUGUGUUUGAUGUUGUCUUUGUGCUUAUGAUUCUCUGUAAGUGUCCUAAUAUUAGGUUUGGCUUGUAUGAUUAUUAGUGCAGGAAUAUAUAUACUACAAUCAAGAAGUGUGUUGCUACUAAAUCACUUUCUUGCCCUUUCAA
Erythranthe guttata (spotted monkey flower) is the source of this 1818-nucleotide messenger RNA. The record is from RefSeq and is a predicted model, not a curated record. NCBI's taxonomy places the organism in Eukaryota, Viridiplantae, Streptophyta, Magnoliopsida, Lamiales, Phrymaceae.